AAAAUGACCAACACAAAGGAAAAAAGGAGAGGCACCCACUCAGUGGUCUCUAGGGCUUUUAGAACCUGGAGUUUCCUUUGCCCAAUCUUGUAAAUCUACCAGGAAAGUGAUACUGUAGACAUCGAGGGCAUGGGCACGGCUCAAAAAGGAAUGCCCCCCAGAUGUUCCCAUGACAAACCUGGAAGAGUCUACAAUAUCACCCAGCAUGCAGUGGGCAUUGUUGUAAACAAACAAGUUGAGGGCAAGAUCCUUGCCAAGAGAAUUAAUGUACAGAUUGAGCAUAUUAAGCAUUCUAAAAGCCAAGAUAGCUUCCUGAAAUGUGCGAAGGAAAAUGAUCAGAAAAAGAAGGAAGCUGAAGAGAAAGGCACAUGGGGUCAACUGAAGCAUCAGCCUGCUCUGCUCGGAGCAGUUCCCUGCGUGAGGACCCAUGGAUACAAGCCUGAGGUGCUGGAACCCAUUCCCUCUGAAUUUGUAGCAUGA
Messenger RNA from Phyllostomus discolor (pale spear-nosed bat), 480 nucleotides. RefSeq names its product 60S ribosomal protein L21-like. Gene Ontology annotation, biological process: translation. The record is from RefSeq and is a predicted model, not a curated record. Gene Ontology annotation, cellular component: cytosolic large ribosomal subunit; ribosome. Gene Ontology annotation, molecular function: structural constituent of ribosome. Lineage: Eukaryota; Metazoa; Chordata; Mammalia; Chiroptera; Phyllostomidae.